UACACCGACACCUGCUGGCAGGGAGAAAGAUUGCACUUCAGGAGCUGCUGAUGUUUAAAUUGAACUGUGGAGACCAGAAGCUCUUGUUAAAGCCCUGCCAUCAGUGCGUGCGUGGUGUGUAAUUUCAGUGUUCAUCCCCUCCAUGUCACAACAGCACUGAAUGCUGCAAAUCACAGGAUGGACUCCAGUGGGAAAACCUCAACUGCACAGAUCGUGGUGUUAGCCACCAGCUCAGCCCUGACUGCACUUUUCUAUUCCAUAUACAAGAGCAGAGCUACAACUGUUGCCAGAUUAAAGGAAGCCAAGAAAGUGUCUAUUGACCAGGAUUUGAAAAACAUCUUGUCUGAAACUCCUGGAAGAUGUGUCCCGUAUGCUGUCGUAGAAGGUGUUGUAAGAUCUGUGAAGGAAACUCUGAGCAGCCAGUUUGUUGAGAACUGCAAAGGCGUAGUUGAAAGACUGACUCUGAAGGAGGAAAAGAUGGUGUGGAAUCGCACCACACAUCUCUGGAACAACACAGAGAAGGUCAUCCACCAGCGCACCAACACAGUUCCAUUUGCCCUUGGGUCUCAUGAUGAUGAAAUUGCUGCCACAGUACGGGUUAUACGUCCACUAGACGCUGCGGAGUUGGACCUGGAGACCACCUACGAGAACUUCCACCCCACAGUCCAGUCCUUGUCCAACGUUAUCGGCCACUUCAUCAGCGGAGAACGUCCCAAGGGCAUCCACGAAACAGAGGAGAUGCUGCGGCUGGGAGACAGCAUCACGGGUGUAGGAGAGCUGGUCCUGGAUAACAACCUGAUCAAACUCCAACCUCCCAAACAGGGCUUCUGUUACUUUCUCACCCGGCUGGACUACGAGUCUCUUCUCAGGAAGCAGGGAAACAGCGUCAGACUGUGGAGGAUUCUGACCCUUGUCUUCGGUGUUGCCGCUUGUUCCACACUCCUCUUCAUCCUGUGGAAGCGAUACGUACACCACAGACGGAGUAAGAAGGAGAGGAGCAUGCUUGAGGAGUUCAAGGAACAGCAGAAGAAACGUAUGCGUGAACUGAACUUGGAGGAAAGCAGCGUGUCGCCCACCGGCUGUACUGUCUGCCUGAGCCGUGAGCGCUCCUGCGUGUUUCUGGAGUGUGGUCAUGUGUGUGCCUGUGCCCAGUGCUACGACGCCCUGCCAGAGCCAAAGAAAUGCCCCAUCUGCAGGGCAACUAUAGACAGAGUGGUGCCUCUCUACAACAGCUAAUGUGGACAUACAGAAAUGGGUAUAACAUCACAUACAGUAGGAAGCCUACACAGCCUUUUACACUGGAAAUAUGUUAUACAAAAGCUGUCUGUAUAGUAGGUAUCUGUGCUGAAUCGUGAUGCAGUCACAUUUCCCAUUAAAUAUUCAAAUCAACUUUGGAACCUGUAAAAAUAGAAAAUGAAAUUUUUUCAUCUUAAGAGAAAAUUAGAUUUCUAAUUGGCAAAUACUGGCUCUGUACCCCGAUGAUGAACCAUCUUAGAAGUUAGUGUUUUUAACGUUGUUAAGCACUUAAGAGCGAGUGCACAUGCACACAAAGGUGUGCGUUUCCACAGAGUUAAGACCUUCUGAAUACACUUUAAUGUAAUGAGGCGCAUUUAACUGUCAGUAAGCAGUGGUAUAUAUUAAAAUACAGAACAUAAAUUACAUGCUGUAAAUGACAGAACAGAAAUGUUUUGCACUUCAUCAGUAUGAAAAAAUAGCCUUAUGUGCAGCCAACAGUCUACAGCUUUUAUCUUGGUGUGUGUGUGUGUGUUUGUGUUAAGAGUGUGGUAGACAACAUUUGCACCACAAUUAUAAAGAAAAGCAAUGAAAACUGAAAUCCUAACAUAACGUGAAAACAGGAAGAAGAGGAUGACAGAAACUGUCAAAUGAGCAAAUCAAAUGUUCAAUUACUUUUUUUGUGUGAUUACAAUAUUUUUAAAUCUAAACCCUCAUGUUAAAUUAAAUGUCACUUCACAGAAUGUGUUGGUGGUCCAUGUUUAGUAUAUUUGUCAGGGAACAUGUACAUAAAAACACUAAUCUCAUACAAAGAAGAGAUGCAUUGUACCAGAUUUAGCCUUUAACUUUCUGAGAUGUUUUUGGGAAACGGGGCCCAUCUUGUUAUGAUCUUGUCUUGACAUUUGAUUUGGAAGUGUGUACAGAUACACUGACUCAUUUUAUGUCUUAAGUUAGGAUUUAGCUCUGGUAAGGGCUGGCAGUUCAUUUAAGGUUGUGUUUUGUACAGCUCAGACAAGGCAGAGGAAAGGUUGUGGUUCGCAAAAAAAAUUCUCAAGGGUGAGGGGGGAUAAUUGUACAAGCUGACCCUGUCCUGUUCUUUUGUGAUUUUGCUCUGGGCGCUUGCUAAUAAAGACAUGUGCAGCUGGUGCUAAGGCUCUACAGACACUAGAGAACACAGUGGCAGCACAUGUAAAUCUUACAGUACUAGAGCAACAUCUGCAUCACCACAGGCCACUAAUUGUUGCACUUUGAAACUGCUUUUCCUGGGACAAAACAAAAUUCAGCUCAUUGUUUAUUUGCAACUAAAACCUCAUUAAAGGCAAUUACAAUGUU
Micropterus dolomieu (smallmouth bass) is the source of this 2565-nucleotide messenger RNA. It is a transcript of the gene mul1, whose product is annotated as mitochondrial E3 ubiquitin protein ligase 1b. Gene Ontology annotation, molecular function: ubiquitin-protein transferase activity. Gene Ontology annotation, biological process: organelle organization; protein ubiquitination. Lineage: Eukaryota; Metazoa; Chordata; Actinopteri; Centrarchiformes; Centrarchidae. The transcript has 5 exons. The record is from RefSeq and is a predicted model, not a curated record. Gene Ontology annotation, cellular component: mitochondrion. Bases 178 to 1236 code for a protein of 352 amino acids.